Molecule: messenger RNA, 993 nt
Organism: Cordyceps militaris CM01
Lineage: Eukaryota; Fungi; Ascomycota; Sordariomycetes; Hypocreales; Cordycipitaceae
Product: zinc-binding oxidoreductase, putative
Exons: 2
Coding region: 1-993 (330 amino acids)
Molecular function (GO): oxidoreductase activity
Source: RefSeq, a predicted model, not a curated record
AUGGAUAUUCCAGCUACGAUGAGGGCUGUCGUUUGUGAGACGCCUGGGCCAGUCUCAGUAUUACAGAUCAGACAUGUACCAGUCCCAGUACCGGAGCCGGGACAAAUACUCAUCAAAGUGCUCGCAUUCGGCAUCAACCGCGCAGAAAUGUUCACGCGGCAGGGUCACUCUCCCGGCGUCCAGUUUCCUCGAAUUCUCGGCAUCGAGCUCGUUGGCCGAGUCGCCGGCUAUGCCACCGGGGAGGUUGCUCCCAUCCCCAUUGGUACUCUUGUUGCGACGUGCAUGGGCGGCCUGGGCCGCGAGAUUCCAGGAUCAUAUGCAGAGUACGCUUGCCAGUCCUGUCAAUUCGUUCUUCCCUUCCCAGAUAUUAGCCUAGACUUGGCGACGGUGGCAGCUCUUCCAGAAAUGCUGCAGACCACAUACGGCUCGUUGACGGAGGCGUUGAGCCUCCAGCCCGGGGAAUCACUGCUGAUUCGUGGUGCUACAAGCUCCAUCGGAUUAGCUGGUAUUCAGCUGGCCAAGUAUCUUGGUGCUUCUAGAAUCGGGGCAACGAGCCGUUCUGCCGGUCGCGAAGCUUUACUGAGAAGCAGCGGCGCAGACAUUGUCUACGUGGACGACGGCAGCGUUGCCAAGAAGAUCCCGACUGAGGAGCAGUUUGACAAGGUCCUCGAGCUGAUAGGAACAAGAACACUGAAAGAUAGCAUAUUAUGUCUCAAGCCAAAAGGAACUGUUUGCAUGACAGGAAUCCAGGGAGGCGAAUGGGCCUUUAGCGACUUUUCGCCCAUCACCGACUUACCACAGAGACGCCGACUUACUUCCUAUGGGGGUGACCAGCAUGAUUUCAUGUCUAUGUCUUGGCAAGAGCUUAUUUCGGCUGUCAAGGAUGGUAAAAUCAAUAUUCCAAUUCGUCAGUUCAACUUGGAUCAAAUCCAAGACAUUCACACAAUUCUGGAAAGUGGCGGCGGCGGUCAUAAAAUGGUGGUCGUGAUUUGA